CAGUCAUUACAAAAGUAAAUAUUGAUAAUGAGGAAUCUAAUAACAAGAUUACAAACCUGAAUUUUCGUUACAAUCAAGGAAUUAAAAAACUAUAAAUUACAAAAACAUAUCCAAAUGAGAAAAAUGGUAAUUGUAGAAAAAUAUAUGGCAGGUUUUAAGGCUAAUAAAAAUAGGAAUAGGCCUAUAGUUUUGAAUUUAUUAAAUUGUAUAAAAUAAGGUACUGAUGGUAAAGUUUAUGAUGUAAUGGAUGUUAAUACAUAUAUCUAAUUGGUGAGUGAUUAAUAAUAAUCGUAAAACAUUCCUAAAUCAUUAAAGUGUAAAUGUUAUAAAUCUAUGUGUUUAAAAUAAUAUUGUGAUUGUUUUGCGAAUGGAAACAUGUGUACAACAUAAUGUCAAUGUCAGGGAUGUCAUAAUACUGAAGAUUAUGUAGAAGAGAGAGAGGAAGCAAUAAAUAAAUUGAAAAUGCAAAAUUAAUCAAUUGAAGUAAUUAAUAAAUAAAAAUUAUUAAGAAAGAAGUACCUGUUGGAAUAAAUUGUAAAUGCAAAAAGUCUAAAUGCUAAAAACGUUAUUGUGAUUGUUAUUAGAAUAAUUAGAAAUGCAGUGAAAGUUGUUAAUGCAUUAAUUGUUUGAAUUAAUUGGAAAAGAUAGAAUAAGUAGAUCAAAGAUUAAUGAUGAAUUCAAUCUCUUAAUUUGAUGAAAAUAGCCGAUUACCAAAGUCACCCUUAUUUUAAAAUAGAUAAGGUCUUUUCAGAAGAGCUGAUAGUAUGAAUUAUUCAAAUUCCUUUGGUUAUUCUAGAAGUAUUUAGAAUAAAUUAUUAUAAAUAUUAGGAGGAGUGCUGAUACAACAUGAAGGACCAUAUUAUUUAAAGUAAGACUCAUAAGGAUUUAAUUGA
This is a messenger RNA of Paramecium sonneborni, 893 nucleotides long. Lineage: Eukaryota; Ciliophora; Oligohymenophorea; Peniculida; Parameciidae. The record is from the annotation of a GenBank genome assembly.